Molecule: messenger RNA, 949 nt
Organism: Microstroma glucosiphilum
Lineage: Eukaryota; Fungi; Basidiomycota; Exobasidiomycetes; Microstromatales; Microstromataceae
Product: putative ubiquitin conjugating enzyme E2-16 kDa
Exons: 7
Coding region: 201-644 (147 amino acids)
Biological process (GO): protein polyubiquitination; ubiquitin-dependent protein catabolic process
Cellular component (GO): nucleus
Molecular function (GO): ubiquitin conjugating enzyme activity
Source: RefSeq, a predicted model, not a curated record
CUCACACACACCGCCUUUCCUCUCCCGCCGAUAUCAUCAACACUUCACCACCUCGCACCCCUCUCCAUCCCUUUCUACAAGUCUUCCUUCAGUCUUCUCGUCCCAAGCGAAGCAAAGCACUCGGUAGCAUACCUAUUCAACCCACUCCCCUCCCUGCAUUCGUCUGAGCCCUCCAUUGCAAAGACUCUCAGAACUCCACAAUGGCUCUCAAGCGAAUCAACAAGGAGCUCGCCGAUCUGGGUCGCGACCCUCCCUCCUCUUGCAGCGCUGGACCUACUGGAGACAACAUGUUCCAGUGGCAAGCGACGAUCAUGGGGCCCGGUGACUCUCCUUUCUCUGGCGGGGUCUUUUUCCUCAACAUCACUUUCCCCACCGACUACCCCUUCAAGCCGCCCAAGGUAUCGUUCCAGACCAAGAUCUACCACCCCAAUAUCAACUCGAACGGAUCCAUCUGCCUUGACAUCCUGAGAGAUCAGUGGAGCCCGGCAUUGACCAUCUCAAAGGUGCUACUGUCAAUCUGUUCUAUGCUGACAGACCCGAAUCCGGAUGAUCCGCUGGUGCCAGAGGUCGCUCAUCUGUACAAGACGGACCGUGCCAGGUAUGAGAGCACUGCACGGGAGUGGACUAGGAAGUACGCUAUGUGAUUUCGGCUUCUGAUAGACCGUGUCAUCUGAUGGUGUGCCGAGAUGAGGAGGAGACCAACGGGGGAUCGCCUUGACACGCAAGAUCAGGGGAAUAGGACUUUUGCGAUGGUACCAAUGACAUCCACUUCUACUGCUCUCACGUCUUCGAUGGAUGGUCCACUGCAUUUGCGUUCCUGUUCUGCCUUGUCAACAGCGGUUUUUCGAGGAGUGGGGCGCGCUAGGACUUCCAGAAUCAUUCAUACAGCUUCCUUCUCGCCAGCCACGAUGCCUGAAUGUGAUGACGUCUUCAGAUUAAGCUACAUCUU